Maudiozyma saulgeensis is the source of this 1341-nucleotide messenger RNA. NCBI's taxonomy places the organism in Eukaryota, Fungi, Ascomycota, Saccharomycetes, Saccharomycetales, Saccharomycetaceae. The record is from the annotation of a GenBank genome assembly.
AUGAGAGAAGUUAUUAGUAUUAAUGUCGGCCAAGCUGGUUGUCAGAUAGGUAAUGCCUGUUGGGAGUUAUAUUCUUUAGAACAUGGUAUCCAACCAGACGGGUACUUACAAGAUGGUCUUGCUAGACCUAAGGGUGGUGAAGAAGGUUUCUCCACUUUCUUUUAUGAAACUGGUUCUGGUAAAUAUGUACCUAGAGCAGUAUACGUUGAUUUAGAACCUAAUGUGAUCGAUGAAGUCAGAAAUGGUGCAUACAGAGAUUUAUUCCAUCCUGAGCAAUUGAUUAGUGGUAAAGAAGAUGCUGCCAAUAACUACGCUCGUGGUCAUUAUACUGUUGGUAGAGAAUUACUAGACGAUAUCCUAGAUAGAAUUAGAAGAAUGGCAGACCAAUGUGAUGGUUUACAAGGUUUCCUAUUUACUCAUUCCUUGGGUGGUGGUACAGGUUCAGGUCUAGGUUCUUUACUACUUGAACAAUUAUCUGUUGAUUAUGGUAAGAAAUCUAAGUUGGAAUUUGCCGUUUACCCUGCCCCCCAAGUCUCUACAUCUGUUGUAGAACCAUACAAUACUGUGUUAACUACUCAUACCACUCUUGAACACGCAGAUUGUACCUUUAUGGUGGAUAAUGAGGCCAUUUACGAUAUGUGUAAACGUAAUUUGAACAUUGCUAGACCAAGUUUCUCAAACUUGAACACUUUGAUUGCCCAAGUUGUAUCCUCUGUCACUGCAUCAUUAAGAUUUGAUGGUUCUUUGAAUGUCGAUUUGAACGAAUUCCAAACGAACUUAGUCCCAUACCCAAGAAUUCAUUUCCCAUUAGUAUCAUAUGCUCCAAUUUUAUCGAGUAACAAAGCUCACCACGAAGCUAACUCCGUUUCUGAGAUUACAAAUGCUUGUUUCGAACCAGGUAACCAAAUGGUUAAAUGUGAUCCAACAACAGGUAAAUACAUGGCUACAUGUCUGCUAUACAGAGGUGAUGUUGUUACAAGAGAUGUUCAAGCUGCUGUUACUCAAGUGAAGAAUAAAAAGACUGUACAAAUGGUUGACUGGUGUCCAACCGGUUUUAAGAUUGGUAUCUGCUAUGAACCACCUACGGCCACUCCAGAUUCACAAUUGGCUCCUGUGGAUAGAGCCGUUUGUAUGCUAUCUAACACAACUGCCAUUGCCGACGCAUGGAAGAGAAUUGACUCAAAGUUCGAUCUAAUGUACGCUAAGCGUGCAUUCGUACAUUGGUAUGUUGGUGAAGGUAUGGAAGAAGGUGAAUUCACUGAAGCAAGAGAGGAUUUGGCUGCGCUGGAGAGGGAUUACAUUGAAGUUGGUUCUGAUUCUUACGCCGACGAAGAAUUCUAA